Penicillium pulvis is the source of this 864-nucleotide messenger RNA. Its product is annotated as HPP family protein. The coding region runs from base 1 to 864 and encodes 287 amino acids. The transcript is spliced from 2 exons. The record is from RefSeq and is a predicted model, not a curated record. NCBI's taxonomy places the organism in Eukaryota, Fungi, Ascomycota, Eurotiomycetes, Eurotiales, Aspergillaceae.
AUGGCGGAGUCGACGGGUGCCUCAGGGGUGCUCUCCCGAGCUAGUUCAUGGCAAUUUGAUAUUGAUCGAUACUUGAACCCAUUCAUUCCAGCGCCGAAAUGGCACUUGGUAUCCAGGCCCGUGGCCCAUUAUAUGGGCUAUCGUGCUGAACCACCCAAGCAGCUUGGGAACGUUAUUAUUGCCAUUUGGUCUCUCAUCGGUGUAUUCUGUGGCGUGGCCCUGGUGGCCUCUGUUUCCCAGCAUGUGCCAUCCUUUAAGACUCGGGAUGCUCCAGCCAUUUUAGGCAGUUUUGGUGCUGCAGCCGUUCUUGAAUUUGGUGCCAUCGACUCGCCUUUUGCACAGCCGCGAAACGCAUUCUUCAGCCAGAUGAUUGCCUGUCUGGUAGGCGUGAGCAUUUCCAAGCUCUUUGCCUUAAACCCGAACGCCGAGAACUAUACUUCCCUUGGAGGUGCCUUGUCCUGUGGGCUAACCACCUUCCUCAUGGUUCUCACCAAUACUGUACACCCGCCGGCGGGUGCCACAUCGCUACUUGCCGUCACCAAUUCCCAAAUUGUAGGGCUGGGCUGGUUCCUAUUCCCAGUGGUAAUCUUGGGUGUCACUCUUAUGCAGGCUGCGGCGCUGCUAAUUAAUAAUAUCCACCGGCGGUUCCCAUUAUACUGGUGGACAUCCCGUCCUCUCUCGCGAUCGCAAAACCGAGACGUUAAGCAAGAUAAGGAAGCUCUUUCUCUUCCCAGUCAAUACGAGGACAGCUUGAAUGAACCACGACAGCUGGUGGUGGGACGAAGCGAAAUUCUGGUUCCGGAUGGAGUAUACCUGACCGCAAUGGAGCGCAAAGUUUUAGGAAAGAUCCAAGAACGUAUAUAA